Messenger RNA from Uncinocarpus reesii 1704, 3039 nucleotides. RefSeq lists its product as uncharacterized. Gene Ontology annotation, biological process: cytoskeleton organization. Gene Ontology annotation, cellular component: plasma membrane; cell division site; mitotic actomyosin contractile ring, proximal layer. Gene Ontology annotation, molecular function: phospholipid binding; protein binding. NCBI's taxonomy places the organism in Eukaryota, Fungi, Ascomycota, Eurotiomycetes, Onygenales, Onygenaceae. The record is from RefSeq and is a predicted model, not a curated record. The transcript is spliced from 7 exons. Bases 1 to 3039 code for a protein of 1012 amino acids.
AUGGUUCUUGCGACCGAUAAACGACGAAAAAGAAGAAAUACUACCAGGCUUACGGAGGCGCUCAAAAAUCGAACCUCUAUCACUGGCAUCGUCGGGGAAGUUGGGGCGAGUGGCAUCAAGUCCGUGAGAGACGAGACGGGAAACAAGAAAAUCGAUGGCGUCCUUCAAUCCACCGGCGUUGUUCCGUCGCGCGCCGCUAUCGAAGACGAAUAUGCGAGAAAGUUGCUAGCACUAUGCCGGAAGCCGCUAGGCUCUUACGAGUCGGGGACUCUUCGGGCCUCGUUAGACACUGUGAGAGGAGAGACGGAGGCAAUUGGGAAGACACAUAGUGCGAUUGCAUCGCAAAUGAAAAGCGAAUUGGAGGAACCACUCGCUGCGUUUGCAGGAGGUAUGAAGGAAAGAAGGAAAAUCGUUCAGUAUGGCAUUGAGAAGUUGCUGAAAACUAAAAUACACCAGCUCCAUGCUGUCAAUAAAUCAAGAGAUCGAUAUGAGCAGGACUGCCUUCGUAUUAAAGGAUAUCUAGCUCAAGGGCAUAUGGUAAUGGGUCAAGAAGAACGGAAAAACAAGGCUAAACUUGAAAAGACUCAGAUUCAAUUGGCCUCAAAUAGUAGCGAAUACGAAGCCGCUGUGAAGGUCUUAGAAGAGACCACAGGGAGAUGGAACAAGGAAUGGAAAGCUGCUUGUGAUAAAUUUCAAGACCUAGAAGAGGAGCGAUUGGACUUUACCAAGAGUAGUCUCUGGACCUAUGCGAAUGUCGCUUCUACUGCUUGUUCCUGCGAAAAAAUUCGAGUUUCCCUGGAAGGCUGCGAGGUCGAAAAAGAUAUCAGCUUAUUCAUUAAGGAGAGGGGCACCGGUCAAGAAAUACCUGACCCUCCAAAAUACAUAAACUUUUGUCGGGGCGAUCUCAACGACACAAGCUCAGAGACAUCUGAAGAAGAGAGUUAUUCUGUGGCCCAAUUCCAGCGCACGAUCAAUCCUGCCUUCAGAAGCGCUUCGCCACAGCCUUCUACUUACGAAUCUCACCACGACCCGGACUCUGAACUUGCAAGGAGGAUGGGCCACGGUGAUCCUGGUACACCCGCAAGUCGCGAAGCAACCGUAACUCCACAGAAGUCUGUGAAGCCAGCCCAGCCUCCGCAGCCCGUGCAGACGGUAGAGCCUCCGCAGAAAGUACAGCCAGUACAGCCUGUGCAGCCUAUACAACCCGUUCAAACUCCACAGCCAACACAGCCAGUACAGUCAAUGCAUCAAAUGCAACCGGAGUCAACACAGCAAGCUCAUCAACAAGUCCAAGCGUUCGAACAAAGCCUACUCACGGAUACGAGGCGUGGAGGUAAUCUUCCUCCAAAUUAUGAGCCAAGCCAACAUGGAGACAUUCCAAACGUCCCCCACAAUGAGUAUCCUACAGAUGGCAUGACGAUGUUCUGCCGAACAGGGCCCCCGUCAGAGCGAGGAUCUACCAUCAGUGUAAACCGCCCCUCAAGCCGAGAUUCACACUCAUAUAGUGAACUUUCAAAUCCUACGUCAUUCUCUAGCAUUGAACCCCCUAGCGGGAAGCAGUCUCCGACGAAACCUACCAAUGGCGUCCCAAUGCCUGGCAUGGCUAACAUGAAGCAGCCAGUUCAGAAGAAACGCAGUACGUUCUUUAGCAAUAGUCCGUUCCGGAGAAAGAGCAAGCAUGAAAAAGAACGCCAGAAUUCUCAGCAGGCCACCCCCCCGUCAACAAACCGCAAUACAUGGGCUGCUCCAAAACAGUCGAAAACUGCUAGCCAGAUAUACCAGAGACAGCCAACUUUUGAGCCUGAACGUCGUACUCGAAGCCCAGAGUUGAUUGACCCCAGAGCAAACUUUCAGCUCAAUGUCGGCAACAAUGUUUUUGAUGUAGCAUCGCCAGAAGCCACAGCACGACGAGGACCUCAAGCCGCUGGCAACAAGGAGAAUGACCUGGACCCCAUUGCCCAGGCCCUCGCCGAACUCAAAGGAGUCGGAAAGCAGUCAUCUGUCCGGGUUUCGGCCGAUCGAUAUCAUGGAAUAUCAACCCCAGCUCCCCCUUCUGCUGCAUCCAGUCAGCCUCUCGCUCCUAUACAGGACAGAAACAAGGCUGCUGCAAAACGGGGUACACCCCCGCCGUCAUACAGUGAUACAGCCCCCAUCAAGCGCCUAGAUCCACCGCGACCGGCAUUCACCUCGGCUCAGAUGCAGAAGACAACACAGAAAUAUGUUGGGCAAACACAGAACUUGUUCAGCAGCUCUACUCGGUCGCAAAGAAGCGCGGCACCAAGUCAACCCACUUCUCAAGGACAAUCAGUUUCCCGCGCUGUGUCUCCUGCACCAAGGCGAAGUGCUAGUCCUCAGCCAGUCGUCAAUACUGAACGCCGUCAAUCCCAAUACAGUAUCAAUAAACCUUCCUCAAACUCGUAUCAGUCGAGUAGUAUGAACAGCAGAUAUCGACAAUCCCCUGCUACCACACCUACAAAGCCCGUUGCUGAACCCUCUUACUCACAACAGUAUCCCCAACGCGCAUCCCCCAGCCCAGCCCCUCGCGCAUCCCCAAGUGUCUUACAUCGAGCUGUAUCGCCACAGCCACAAUUUAUAAGACCAGAGCGCCCUGCAAGCUCAAGCGGAAUGGAGCUUCAGCUGUCGACCAACCAAAUGGAAAUGCAUACCGGCGGCCAAAUGGGGGGUGAAUAUGGGGGUCAUUCACGGUCAUAUAGCCAUGUGGACAAUACGCAACGUCCGAUGAGUAUGUAUUAUGGUUCGGCUUCAGAUGUGGGAACUAGUGUUCAGCCAUAUCGUAGCAGAAGCAGGAGCGUAGCUGCACCAGAUGGAAGACCGUUAAGUCGAGACGGCCGUCCAAUUUUACAUUUUGCACGAGCAAUGUAUAGUUAUACGGCCGCAAUUCCCGAGGAAUUGGGCUUCACAAAGGGAGAUAUUCUCGCUGUGCUCCGCCAUCAAGAUGAUGGAUGGUGGGAGGCAGAAAUUACGGGGAGCCCUACCCAUCCUGGCCUCGUACCUAGCAAUUACUUGCAACGCUGCUAA